UACUUACUUUUGUUCAUAAUUCUUUAGCAUUAUAUAAAAUUUAUAAUGCAUAAUCAAAGACCAAAAUUUCGACAGCUGCAGCAUGAGUCAGUUCAGCAAGUUGGGGCUUACUGAAUCAGACAUAAAAAUCUUGACCGAACAGCGUUACACCAUUGGCCACAAAAUCGGCGAGGGCUCCUAUGCCGCAGUGCACUUGGCCAACUAUGUGGACGAUCGCGGACGUCAAUUGAAAUUGGCUUGCAAGAUUGUGAACAUGAGCAAAGCGCCACAUGAUUUCGUUACAAAAUUCUUUCCACGCGAGCUUAAGAUUAUAGCCAAACUGGAGCAUCCGCAUAUUAUACAGACGCAUAGCAUUGUGCAGCGUCGACAGCUGGUUUUUGUCUUUAUGGCCUAUGCCACCAAUGGAGAUUUGCUAAUGCACAUCACAAAACAUGGCGCAAUUGAUGAAGAUCAGUGCAAAUUGUGGCUGCAACAAUUGGCGAGCGCUCUUAAGUAUUUACACAGUGAGGAUAUUGCUCAUCGCGAUUUGAAAUGCGACAAUGUGCUCAUCUCCAGGCAUUUCAAUGUAAAGCUCACAGACUUUGGCUUUGCGCGCUAUUGCGGCAUGGCCAAGGGCGCACCUGUGCUAUCGGACACUUAUUGCGGCUCGACUGCUUAUGCAGCGCCAGAAAUACUCGUGGGCUUGCCCUAUGAGCCGAAAAUUGCCGACGCCUGGUCGCUGGGCAUCAUUUUGUUCAUCAUGCUCAAUGGCAAAAUGCCCUUCGAUGAUAAAAAUCAGCCACAAAUGUUGGCAGACCAGCGAGCCAAGCGUUACGCUUUUACGCGCAGGCGGGAGUUUUCAGCUGAUGCCAAGGCCACAGUGGCGGUGCUAUUGGAGCCCAAUGUCCAAGCACGCUGGAAUGUCCAAGAGAUUCUCAGCUGUAAUUGGAUACUCGAUUUAAGAGUGAGAGCAUCUGAAUCUCACUAAAUUUACGUAGCUCUCUAAUAUUUCAUAAAAAUUCAUUAUGUGUGCAAUUUGGUCAAGUUUUUUGUGCUGCAAAUUUUCUUGUCUAUAAAAUA
This is a messenger RNA of Drosophila busckii, 1059 nucleotides long. Its product is annotated as testis-specific serine/threonine-protein kinase 1. Gene Ontology annotation, biological process: intracellular signal transduction; cellular response to glucose starvation; protein phosphorylation. Gene Ontology annotation, molecular function: protein serine/threonine kinase activity; ATP binding. Bases 83 to 967 code for a protein of 294 amino acids. The record is from RefSeq and is a predicted model, not a curated record. The transcript has a single exon. Lineage: Eukaryota; Metazoa; Arthropoda; Insecta; Diptera; Drosophilidae.